Sphaerodactylus townsendi is the source of this 772-nucleotide messenger RNA. It is a transcript of the gene DOC2B, whose product is annotated as double C2 domain beta. The coding region runs from base 137 to 772 and encodes 211 amino acids. NCBI's taxonomy places the organism in Eukaryota, Metazoa, Chordata, Lepidosauria, Squamata, Sphaerodactylidae. The record is from RefSeq and is a predicted model, not a curated record. The transcript is spliced from 7 exons.
CCAAUCAAGCAGAUUUCGGAUUACUUCCCCCGGUUUCCUCGGGGCCUGCCCGCCACGGUCAGCCGGAGCAACAGCCUGCGUUCGUCCACCAGCCAGGCAACGGUCAGCCCCUCUGAGAACACUCCCCGGGAGGAAGAUGAAGAUGUGGACCACGUCUUCGGGGCAUACGGGACCGAACCCGUUGAGCCGCCCCCCAAGCGGCCUGUCCAAGAGGAGGAGGAAGCCGUGGGCCUUGCCCGGCGGCUCACGAAUCCGUGUUUACUGUACUGCCCUGGGGACUUUAGACUUCAGCUUACUGUACGACCAAGAAAACAACGCUCUUCAUUGUACAAUCAAUAAAGCCAAGGUGCCAAAAUUUUAUCUUCGAAAGGGCCUGAAGCCUAUGGACCAUAAUGGGCUGUCUGAUCCCUACGUGAAAUUGCACUUACUUCCCGGUGCCAGUAAGGCAAAUAAAUUGAGGACUAAAACCUUGCGGAACACCUUGAAUCCUACCUGGAACGAAACGCUUACGUACUACGGGAUCACCGACGAGGACAUGAUCCGCAAAACGCUCAGCCAGAUAACUAAGGAUCAUAGAGUUGGAAGGAGCUAUAGAGGCUGUCUAGUCCAACCCCCUGCUCAACGCAAGAUCAGCCUAAAGAAUCCCUGGCAAGUCGUUGUCCAGCAACUUAAGUUGUUGGUGGUUUGUGGGCCAAGUGAAAACCACAUCCGGUGCUUGGACGGGAGUUUGGAUACAGGAUACGGGAGUUUGGAUAAGUACCUAUACGGAUGA